AUGACCGAAUUUUCUAUGCCAAAUUUGGGAAAUAAAAUAGAGGAUCCAUGCCAGGAAUGCAGAGAGCGCCACUUGAAAUGCGACGACAACCCAAAAUGCAAGCAAUGUGAACGCCUCGGAGGGACGUGUCGCAGGGGGAAAGGGAGACUGAGAUUUCGCUACGGGUCCAGCGCUCGUUAUGAUGCGAACUUUUCCAAGGAUCAAACAUGGCUGGAGCAAACCAAGAAUGCAAAAUUCCAAUUUGUCGAUCAAGGCCCUGAAUUGGAGAACUACUAUUCUCAAGAUGACUUUGCGGUCAACAAUGCCAAACCGGUCGCGGAAGAGCAGAGGCAAGAUAAUACGAGGCUUGACCCAUACAAACGACUGCAACAUCGGCUCGAUCCAGACUUAUCGCCCACACUGCAUGGCGCACCAUCUUCCGAACCACUUCCUUUCUUGUCUCCCACAACUUCGAAUAAUGAAACGGCCCUGAACUCUGGUGCUGAAUCAUGGCAGCAGCAAACUGCUUACGAUCCGGUUCGCGGCGACACCUCUCAUAUCUAUCGAAUCUAUACUCUCGCCAAACCCUAUAGCCCUGUUGGCGUCAACGGCGUCAUCGCAAUGGGUGAACCACGCCAUAUUCCAAAGGUCGUGGAAGCAGAAUAUGGUCGUUUGGCCGACUCGGCUGCAGCGACCAUCCCAGAAGAGUCUCUACUCUCUCCUGCCGCCUGGAAAGAAGACUUCUACUGGCCCAACAAGAAUACGACGACACAAUGUGCUUGCCUAAUGCGAUACUAUAUUGACCACCUUGCAGCCUGGUUUGAUGUUGGAGAUCCAUCAAGACACUUUACCCUCACGGUACCUCAACGGGCACGAAGGUGUCCUCCACUCUUGAACGCCAUAUUUACUGCGGCAUCACGACAUCUUGCGAAUGUUGCUCAGCACAGAACAGCAGACGGGAUCGUCGUCAAAUAUCAGGAUGUACUCUUGCCCACACUUACCCAGGAGACUGCCGUGAAAUACCACAACGCUUGUAUCGCCUAUCUCAUCAAGCUAUCCAACGACCAGGAACAUGUUAGGGACGAAAACUUACUCGCUGCGGCGGUGAUACUGCGUUACUAUGAAGAGAUCGACACCGCAUUUACAGGCGAAGACAGCGAGACAUUUCUUCGUCCGUUCCAAGUCUUCGUCAACGCUCAGUUGUCUCCCUACUCACAUAUCCUAGACAAUGGACAGAACCCGGAAUACCUCAGGCCAGGUUCAGCAGCGGGAAUCUACGAGAACACACUGUCGUACUUGAAGAGCUUCCAACAUGCGGCUUUUCGGAUUGCUCUGCGACAAGAGACAACGAUCGCAUUUCUCAAACAGAGAGCCGUCCGGCUACCACUAGAAACUUGGUCCAUUCUGCAAGGCUUCGACGAAGUUGAGGAUUUUGUAUGGGCCGAUCGUCAUCUCUAUCACUGCGCCAACGUUCUGCAAUUCUGCUUCGGUGGAGUUGGCAAUUCUGGCCUGACGCAUAUCGAGCGGUGGAACCAGCUCAAACAAUUCGAGACACAAUGGGACCAGGCCAAGCCUCUAUCGUUUGCACCCAUUCACUAUCAAGAGCCGAAUCGCAGCAAGGGCGAAUGUCUGCCGCAGAUAUGGUACAUGGCUGAAAUCCACGUCACCGGGCUGCUGUUCCUGGAUCUCGCUCGCAUCCUGUUGACGGUGUACAACCCGAACAUUCCUCGAAUUGGGCCAGGGGUGACGGCCGCUCACAGGCAUAUGACGAAGGAAGUACAUGACAUUGUGAUCCGACUAUGUGGGACGGCCAUGUCGAAUCCUUCGUCACGGCCAGCGAUGGUGCAGGCUUAUAUGGCCAUUGCUGUCUGCGGAGAGUACUUUUCGGAUCCUGUCGAGCAGAAAGCCUUGCUUGGGAUUUUGGAUAAAUUGAAGAAAGAGCAUGGCUGGCCCACGGGCCGGACAGCGCUGGAAUUGAAGCGGGAAUGGGGCUGGACAUGA
Exophiala xenobiotica is the source of this 1980-nucleotide messenger RNA. RefSeq lists its product as uncharacterized. Gene Ontology annotation, molecular function: transcription cis-regulatory region binding; zinc ion binding; DNA-binding transcription factor activity, RNA polymerase II-specific. The record is from RefSeq and is a predicted model, not a curated record. The coding region runs from base 1 to 1980 and encodes 659 amino acids. NCBI's taxonomy places the organism in Eukaryota, Fungi, Ascomycota, Eurotiomycetes, Chaetothyriales, Herpotrichiellaceae. The transcript is spliced from 6 exons. Gene Ontology annotation, biological process: positive regulation of transcription by RNA polymerase II. Gene Ontology annotation, cellular component: nucleus.